Messenger RNA from Symsagittifera roscoffensis, 14941 nucleotides. Its product is annotated as mucin-3B-like. Gene Ontology annotation, cellular component: plasma membrane. Bases 213 to 14924 code for a protein of 4903 amino acids. Lineage: Eukaryota; Metazoa; Xenacoelomorpha; Acoela; Convolutidae. Gene Ontology annotation, molecular function: protein binding. The transcript has 62 exons. The record is from RefSeq and is a predicted model, not a curated record.
UUGAACCGUGUUUAUUUAAUGCUUCGCGCUUCUUUGGUCUAAAGAUUAGCAGUAAAAUCGAAUUUUUGUUAUUUUGUGAAUAAACCAACAUUGCAGAAAUAAAACUGAACUAGCUCUUCCUAUUUUUUGAUUAACGCAAGAGUAUUAACUUGUUCUCUGUAAUUAGCGAUAACCCUGCGGGGGAUUGUUUAGUCCCCAAGGCACUACCAAAAAUGACCCCCUUUUUGUCCUCAAUAAUCGUUCUCCAGCUACUGAUGUCAUCUGCUUCGGGCUCUGCGGUGGCCAAUCUGAGCUACGUCUCCCGAACGACAGCCGACAUCACAGUGCAGCUGGACGGCGCCCAGUAUGAUUUCAACCAGAUAGACUGCGUAUCCGCCUGUACUCUGCACGGGGGUGUGGCUAACGAGAACUUCACAGUGGCCAUCAAACAGAUCAUGUCAGCCAGUCCGGCCGCCACCCAGUACACUUUCCAGAUCACGAGCACGAAUUCUUCCGACAACACACAAACUUCAAACGUCAAUCUUACCUUCUGUACUUUGCCAGAAAAACCAGUCUUCAGCAAUCUAGCAGGAGGACAAAUCACCGGAACCUCAAUAAACAGCAUAGUUGUGGCUGCAGUCACGACACCAGUAACUGCCGAGAAUACGGGAACGAUGGGAAACUAUAAGCUAACUUCGGCAGACGGAACUGCUGCUCCGGACCCUGCAGCACCAGCUGUGGACAUGACCGUAUCUGGACUGACAGCGGGAACGAGCUAUGAUUUACUAUUUGUGAACGAACUUACACUGUGUGGCUCGCCCACUGACAGUGCAGAAACUGCAGUUGCGGAUGUCUGCACACACCCAGACAAGCCAGUAAUUGCAACUACGGUUUCGACAUUGAAUACAAUUGUGAUCAACGGUUCUGGAAUAACGACCUCCCCUGCUACAAACUUCGACAAGUUUUCCGUAACGGCAAUCACACCCGAUUCCAGCCCGGCAUUCAAUCGUACUGUCACUGGUUCUUUCGCUACCACGGGUGACCUUGAAAUAACUGGUCUGGCUUCGGGAACCCAGUACACUAUUGAUGUUGUGACGGAAGUGGGAUCGGGUACCACCCCUUGCGCGAAUCCUAGUUCAAUAGACAGUGCUGUUGAGCAGAUUACAGUUUGCACACCGCCUGGUGCUCCUGAAUUCACCAAUUUGGCAGGUGGUCAGGUAGUUGGAGCCACAAAUGACAGCAUUGAAGUGAACGCUCAGACAACUGCGGUGUCAGUGACCGGAGGAGUCAUGGGUCAGUACAGUCUGGCCACAAUCACCCCAACUCCCACCGGGUUUACAUUCCCAGCUGACACUGCCAACAACGCAAAGAUGACAAUCGGAAAUCUGGAAGCAGGAACAAGUUAUGACUUGAGCUUCGUGAAUGUUCUGACCUUGUGCACAGUUGAGACGAAUAGUACUGCCACAGACGUUACAGAUGUUUGCACGAAGCCAGACGUACCAGUUUUGGCUACUGUCGUUUCAACUACCACCAGCAUCAUCAUCAACGGAAGUGGAGUCUCAACUCCUGGAAGUUCCAAUUUUGAUAAAUUCUCUGUGACUGCCAUCUUGCCUGAUUCCAGUCCAACGUUCAACCGUGCAACUACGGGUUCAUUCACCACUGCUGGUGACCUUGAAAUUACUGGUCUAAGUCCCGGUGUCCAGUACACGAUCGAUGUUGUGACUGAAGUAGGGUCGGGCACUACGCCUUGUUCCAAUCCAUCUACAGUUGACAGUGAUGUAUACCAGUUCACUUUUUGCACACAACCACAAGAACCGGAUGUCUCUGCAGUUACAACUUUCACUGAAACCGAGACUUCGAUUCAAAUACAAGGAUCCGGGGGAGCUUUCGCUGCCCAGGGUACAGGAAGCCUGGACAAGAUCUAUUUUGGAGCAUCCAGUCCAGCUGGUGGUGCUAACUCGGAUGGGUUGUUGGAUCUUAAUGUUGACUUUAAUGUAACUUCUCUUCCAACGCCAGGAACCAAAUACAAUUUGACCUUUUUCGGACAUAUCACGUGCGGAGGCAGGAAUAGCAGUGACGCUGCAACUCUGGUCGACCUUUGCACGCAACCGGAAGCCCCUAACGUGAUAAAUGCCACUGUGACAAAUGGCACUCUGAAAGUCCUCGGAUCCAAGGUGUCGGUCACUAAUGGUGAAAUUGAGAAGUUCAACAUAGUUGGAGUUGCUCCGAAUCCAGGCACCUGGGCGUCGGCAGGAGCUGUAAAUGCCGGGCCGUCCGAAACUACAGAUAUCACGAUAACAGGCCUCGAAGCUGGAACCCAGCAUACGAUUGAUGUCCAGUCGCUCUUGAGCACUGCCACCGGUUGUUUGAAUGGAGAGAUUUCAAGCGAAAGCAGUUCCCACAAAGUUUGCACAACUCCAGCAAUCCCGACAAUUGGGUUGAAUGCGACUCAAUAUACGAAUCAAAUUCAAAUCGAUACAGUCGCUGUCUCCGAAGGAAGCUACGACACUUUUGUCGCAAGUGUAGACCCUGCACCUGCCCCAUUUUCGAACUCCUCCAGAACUAACCAGUCCAGUUUGCCCCUGAUGUUGACCAACUUGGAUCCCGCAUCUACCUAUUCUGUGAUUGUGUAUGCUGAAAUAGGCAGUAAGACAGACUGUGGGAUCAGUGUGAAGGGAGACUUAGUUGCUAUUGGAUAUGAGACUGGAUGUACUUUGCCCAGCCCACCAGAUUUCACCGGACCACCAGUUGUAAGCAUCACCGGAACCAGCAAUACUGAAAUUUUGGUUGCCGCGGAGGUGAACGCUGUAACAGCUACAAGUGGACCGAUGGGCCAGUAUAAACUAACUGCGUUGUCACCUGACCCAGCAGCCGAAACGAUCACCCCGAACCCCUCUAAUAACGACACGAAUAUGACAAUUGGUGCCUUGUCUCCUGGUACGAGUUACAAUCUCACCUUCGUGAAUGUGAUCACACUUUGUGGUUCACCAGCUGAGAGCCCAGUUACAGAAGUAAUUGAAGUUUGCACAAAGCCAGACGUACCAGUUUUGGCUACUGUCGUUUCAACUACCACCAGCAUCAUCAUCAACGGAAGUGGAGUCUCAACUCCUGGAAGUUCCAAUUUUGAUAAAUUCUCUGUGACUGCCAUCUUGCCUGAUUCCAGUCCAACGUUCAACCGUGCAACUACGGGUUCAUUCACCACUGCUGGUGACCUUGAAAUUACUGGUCUAAGUCCCGGUGUCCAGUACACGAUCGAUGUUGUGACUGAAGUAGGGUCGGGCACUACGCCUUGUUCCAAUCCAUCUACAGUUGACAGUGAUGUAUACCAGUUCACUUUUUGCACACAACCACAAGAACCGGAUGUCUCUGCAGUUACAACUUUCACUGAAACCGAGACUUCGAUUCAAAUACAAGGAUCCGGGGGAGCUUUCGCUGCCCAGGGUACAGGAAGCCUGGACAAGAUCUAUUUUGGAGCAUCCAGUCCAGCUGGUGGUGCUAACUCGGAUGGGUUGUUGGAUCUUAAUGUUGACUUUAAUGUAACUUCUCUUCCAACGCCAGGAACCAAAUACAAUUUGACCUUUUUCGGACAUAUCACGUGCGGAGGCAGGAAUAGCAGUGACGCUGCAACUCUGGUCGACCUUUGCACGCAACCGGAAGCCCCUAACGUGAUAAAUGCCACUGUGACAAAUGGCACUCUGAAAGUCCUCGGAUCCAAGGUGUCGGUCACUAAUGGUGAAAUUGAGAAGUUCAACAUAGUUGGAGUUGCUCCGAAUCCAGGCACCUGGGCGUCGGCAGGAGCUGUAAAUGCCGGGCCGUCCGAAACUACAGAUAUCACGAUAACAGGCCUCGAAGCUGGAACCCAGCAUACGAUUGAUGUCCAGUCGCUCUUGAGCACUGCCACCGGUUGUUUGAAUGGAGAGAUUUCAAGCGAAAGCAGUUCCCACAAAGUUUGCACAACUCCAGCAAUCCCGACAGUUGGGUUGAAUGCGACUCAAUAUACGAAUCAAAUUCAAAUCGAUACAGUCGCUGUCUCCGAAGGAAGCUACGACACUUUUGUCGCAAGUGUAGACCCUGCACCUGCCCCAUUUUCGAACUCCUCCAGAACUAACCAGUCCAGUUUGCCCCUGAUGUUGACCAACUUGGAUCCCGCAUCUACCUAUUCUGUGAUUGUGUAUGCUGAAAUAGGCAGUAAGACAGACUGUGGGAUCAGUGUGAAGGGAGACUUAGUUGCUAUUGGAUAUGAGACUGGAUGUACUUUGCCCAGCCCACCAGAUUUCACCGGACCACCAGUUGUAAGCAUCACCGGAACCAGCAAUACUGAAAUUUUGGUUGCCGCGGAGGUGAACGCUGUAACAGCUACAAGUGGACCGAUGGGCCAGUAUAAACUAACUGCGUUGUCACCUGACCCAGCAGCCGAAACGAUCACCCCGAACCCCUCUAAUAACGACACGAAUAUGACAAUUGGUGCCUUGUCUCCUGGUACGAGUUACAAUCUCACCUUCGUGAAUGUGAUCACACUUUGUGGUUCACCAGCUGAGAGCCCAGUUACAGAAGUAAUUGAAGUUUGCACAAGACCCGAUGCACCAAUAGUGGCAACUCUCUCUUCCACCACUGAUAACAUCACCAUUGCAGGAAGUGGAGUUUCAACUCCAGGUGCAACCAACUUUGACCUCUACGCCGUCACCAGCAUUGCCCCGGACUCAACCCCGGCCUACAAUAGGGCAACCACUGGGUCCAGGAACACAUCUACAGAUCUGGAUUUGACUGGUCUGGCUAGUGGGACGGAGUUCUUGAUCAAAGUGGUGACAGAAGUUGGAUCGGAUGGCACUGCCUGUUCGAAUCCGAGUACAGUUGACAGCGAGGAGACAGAUGUCGUGUAUUGCACGUAUCCCGACGUGCCAACUGGUUUUGCUCAAGAGACUUCACUCUACGCGACAGACAACGGGAUAAUGAACUGGACAGUGACUAAUUUCGACCACCGCAUCAUGAAGGAGGGAGACGCCGACUUCACCUACCUGGCCAACCAGACAGACUCAUUCAAUUUCUCCUCCCUCACCCCUGCCAACUGUGUGAAGGCAUACUUGAAAGCUGUGUUCAACUGUUCCAACGCUCAGCAGUUCGAAAGCGAGAAUGUCACUACUGAUUUAUGCACAGCCCCCACUCAGGCUAACUCGACAGUUCUGGAUCGGAACACGACUGCUCUUCUGAUCUCAUUGGAUACUGUCACAGCCCACACUGACAUAGUGUACCAAGUGCUGUACGAUGAGAACGGAAACACAGCUUACACUAAUGACUCAGAGGAGGCGCCUGCGACUCAUGUUGUGGAACCACUUCAGAGCUGUACGGGAUAUGACAUUGUAGUGAUUCCUUUCUACAAACCGGCCAGUCCGACUGUUAAAAUUCCAGGAGAAAAUUUCACGCUCACAAAUGAAUUCACGUUGCCUGCCGACGUGAAUGCAACUUCUCUGAACCAGUCUUCCACCUCUACAACUGGAUUCCUAAUCAGUCACAUGGAAACACAGGACCAAGGAAACUGGCAAGUGAUCACUCUUCUAGCAAACAGCUCCGACACCGGGUGUGCCUCGGAGGAACUGAACGUGACGAACCCUGGCAUUGCUAACUUCACUGGUCUGGAUCCAGGGUGCAACUAUGACAUAUAUGCAUUUGCAAUAUGCGACAAUGACAAAGUUUCCGCGAAUGUCGUGCAGAGCUCGGAGUGUACAUUGCCCGUGACCCCUGUGCCCUCGUGGCAGACUGCGAACACGUCUUCCUUCACCUUCAGCUGGACCAACCAGAGUCCGAGAGUCGCUUCCAGAUACGAGUACCGCAACAGCUCCGGCGGAAGCUGGGGAAACAUCUCCUCUACUCCCACUACAUACACGGACAUUGUUGAUUUCGGAACCUGCUAUGACGUGGAGUUCAGGGCGGCACUGGACUGUGACAACGGGGAGACGUACUAUGGGGCUGCCGAAAUACACAAUUUCUGCUCAGAGGGAAACAUCUCAGUGACACCUCUGGGCCAGAACACUACAGACAUCCGAUUCCGGAUCACAUCUUCAACCUACACUGACGAAUACAUGGCCAUUUGCAUCGACCCAAGUCCCUGCCCUAGUUUGGGUCCAGUGGCCACAAAUGUGAACCAGCUGACUGGUCUGAACCCUGGCACUCGAUAUUGCUACAUGAUGUAUGGCCACAACGGGGGCACUGGAUUCUCCCCCAUGCCUUCCUCUACGCCCAAUGUCUACCUCUGCACUGAGCCGUCGCCUCCCAGCGCCGUGGUUCAAGACACGCCCCGCCUCUACAAUGAAGCUACCAUCUCGUGGACUGGUGCGCUCACCUACAAUCACCAGGGGAGCUACGAUGGGUUGGCCUUGCAGGGAGCGGACGGGGGGUCUUCAACUCUCACUUUCUCAUCUCUACAAGGGGCCACCUGCAAAGAUGCAACAGUGCAGGCGUUGUUUGAAUGCGUGAACGAUGCAGAUAACACACAAUCCUACAAUGUAACGGGAGAUUUUUCGGCUGUGGAAGUUUGCACUGCUCCGGAGAACGCGACUGCAGCUGUAGUUCCUGCUGGCGUCACUUCCUCUGUAAUCCGAACAUCCCUGGCGGUUGUCAACACCCCAGACGUGAAUGUGACCUAUGACAUCAAAAUCUACGAGACAGGCAACCCAGGGGUGGGAGAGAGUGACCAUCUGGACAAAAACGGACCCAACUUUGACAUCCCGGGCCUGGACUCUUGUACUGCCUACGACUACAUUGUCACACCUCAUUACAAUCCGAGAGCUACUCUGAAGAUCCCCGGAUACUCAAUCACAGUUGAGAAUGUUACCACUGCCCCGGACAACGUGGUCGGAGGGGGCGCUCAAGCGGACCACAGCGACGUGUACAUAUACAUCAACGGAAUCGGAAUGGGCGGAAACAAUGCGGAUGACCUAGAGGCCAAAAUAACUGCUGGGUCCCACGCCUCUUGUCCCGUGCCAGGGGGUGCCGCAGGGACAUUCAGUUCGGGUGGUACUAGUAAUAUCAACAUGACAGGUCUGGCUGAGGGGUGCGAGUACACUGUUGAGUUGAAAGCCAAGUGCAGGAAUUACGAGUCAGCUGCGGUGUACGUCCAGAAGUACUGCACAGAGCCGGCUCCUCCAACAGGGUUCAAGCAGGACCUCACUGCAUGUGCGGCUAACUCUAUCAAAAUGAGUUGGGACCCUGUAACCAAAACCCCUGCCCAGUCAUUCCAGGUGUUGCGUACUGGUGAUGCAGGAGGCUACAUUACCCAGACUUCGCCCUACACCCAAUCUACAGGACUGACUGCCUCCACUAACUACACGUACAAUGUGCAGUCAUUCUUCACCUGUGGCACACCUGGACCAGCCCAAGUGGUCACUAGUGUAGCCAGCCAAGCCGAGUUCAUCACAGGUCCUAGUGGAGCAACAAUAACGGAGAAAACCACCACCAGUACCCAAAUCGACGUCGAUUUCACCGUCGGAUCCACCAUCACUGCCUGGCGAAUGACGUACAAGGACGCCACCUCAGCCGGGGCACCCACUCCGCAGUCGCCCCAGCCGGCGAACACAGACACAACCGACAGCAUCACCACUGGCAUCGCUGCAUGCAAAACGUACACUGUGGAGAUAUUCCCAGACUACCAUGGGUGUGAAGGCGCCAGCGACAGCAUCAACAUCACCACCAACCCAGUUGACGUCGUCACUACGGGCAUUGCACAGAAUGACGUCACUCAAACCACAAUGCGACUGGAUACUUUCUCUACCGUGGAGGACUGGGAUAAGUUGACCUUAGAAGCAGUCAGCGCUGACGCAGGAUGUGGUGCCACUCCUACCACGACUAUCAAUGCGGGUGACACGUUUGCGGAUCUAACGGGAAUGCAAGCGGGAUGUCUGUGGAACGUGUCCUUUAUACACAAGUGUGGAUCUGGAGACAAGGCGUCGGCAACUCCGACUCUGAAAUUUUUCUGCACCGCACCCUCCACCCCCAUGCCAACCCAAGACUCAUCAGGCACCACCCAAACAGUGGGGGCGUUCGACUUCACGGCAAACACCCCAGCUGCCACAAGGUAUUACGUCACAGACAUCGAUGGAACUAACAGUGCAACACUCACUGCCACGAGUGGGACUCGACCCCUGGUUGCUAGGACGUGCAAGGAUUUCUCUAUUCAAGCGGAAUUAGACUGUGGAAAUGCUCCUGCCAGUGAUGUGAUCAAAGGAGACAAGAAAAACUUCACUCUCUGUCCGAGGCCUCCUCCUCCUGUUGUGAGCAACAUUGCGGCUACUAACGAGUCGCUGACCUUCACCUUUGACCUGAACCCGAAUCCGGACUCGUAUCUUCUGUGUUUCGGGCCAGCGGGAGGUCCCUGCACAAAUGCCACAGUAACUGAGACCUCACACGCUGUCACUGGUCUGAGUCCAUGCACGGAGUACGAGUACACUCUCUAUGCAGUGGAGAAUGGCUUGUACAGUAACAGUACAACUGUCACUGGUGUUUUUACAAAUCCGAACUCCGUACAAGGUGGCACCUCGCAAAAUACUGAGACUUUCAACUCUUUCAAAAUCACCGGCAUCACUGUCUCUGGAACUUACGAUCGCAUCAAUGCGACUGUCACUGCUGGAAACCCUUCGGGGUUGUGUCCGGUGACUCCCACAAUCAUGGAGUCGGACCCUAGUCCAGUGACUGAGAUCAACUUCGCUUCUGGACUGGAUCCAGGCUGUGAGUACACCAUUGAACUGGUGAGUCAGUGCGAUGGAUCUGGAGGGGCAUCCACAGCCCCAGCAACUAGUGUGACUCAUUGCACAUUGCCCGCUGCGCCCAUCACCUUCCAGCAAAUAGACUGCUCGGACACCUCUUUCAAAGUAAGCUGGGCUGCAAACGCCUCAGCCCCUUCGCACGACGGAUACGAGGUCAAGAUCAAAACAGACGCCACCUGGAUCCCAGCCACUGGAUUCGACCACGAGAUAACCACUGGAGUCACAGCUGGACAGUCUUACACGUUCCAGAUAAGGUCCAAGUUUGACUGUCCCAAUGCCGACGCGGAUUCGCUGUACUCAGACGGAUUUUCACCGGCGACUGAGGUCGUCGUCAGCACAGCCGCAACCUCGGUCAACGCAGCCAUCACCGGUCGCUCGGACACCUCUCUCGUCUUCUCAAUCGGGACCACCCCUUCGGGAACCCCAGUGACACAGUACACUGUGGAGAGAUGGAACAGUGCACAUGCCACCAAGCAGGCCACCAUCUACCCAGACGGAGCGGACACCAGUGCGAACUUCACUGGUCUAACAGAGUGCACUAAGUAUGAUAUAGACGUGAUAGCCAGUAGUCCUGGAUGUAUCUCGCCAAUGAAACAGCUUGACGAUGAAGCGACGCUUCCUUCCGAUGUUAGCCCGGCUAGUCUCUCCACUCCGGCUACCGACGUGACCAGCACCUCCUUCAAGAUCACGGGACUCCCUGGGUCGCCAACCAAGACUAUCAACGCCAGAGCCUUCAGCUCUACACCUGUAUGCACUGGCACUGAUUUCGACAGCACGACUACUACUGAGGUGACGAUGGAUACCCUGACUCCGGGUUGUUCUUAUACUGUGGAGUUCAACGCCACCUGUUUUGGAGGAGGAAGUGUGAACACGACGAGCAUCACUUAUUGCACAGCACCUGCCGCAGUUCCAGGUACUUGGGACCCCUCCACCACCAACACCACAGCCGCACCUUUCACGUUCACCCACCAUGACCCACUGCCGACAAAGUACGAAUACAAAGUUGGGGGAGGAGCUUUCAUUGACAUCGCCAACACGGACACUGGCGCUACUGCCGCAGUGACUGCCGGCACUUGCGUUGUCCUUACCUUGAGGGCGGAGUUGACGUGUAAUGGGGACGCCCUGGAGGGCGAUGAUGACACGUUCGAUAUUUGUGGAGCUCCCGAGCAGGCCAGUAUUAGUUCCAUCACCCCCAGUGAAACCCAGCUGGUUCUGACUUACGUCACCGCACCCGCAUCACCUGUGACCGACUUCAAAAUCAGCUACGUUCCCACCGCCGGAGGAGCCGCAACGGACAAGACAGGGGAGACAUCCCCCACCACCAUAAUGACCUUGGCUGGGUGCACCAGUUAUGAUAUCACAAUUACUCCUUAUGUCGAGGCACCAGAUGGAACCAGAGUUGAAGGACAGUCCAGCUCCAAUAAUAGUGUAUUCACUCUUCCUGCUGACGUCACCUCAGCCGGAGCUCAGGGCAUCUCCACCUCCAAUCAGACGAUCGAAAUCGUGAAUGUAAACAUGGGAACCGACAAUUUCGAGAAAGUCCAGGCCAUCAUCACUGGAACCUCAGACACCACCAACUGUCCAAUCCCUGCAAUUGUGAACUACAAGAGUAAUGUGAAUGAGAGGAACAUUUCGGUGCCGGGGUUGCCAGAUGCAUGCGAAUAUGAGUUCCAGUUGUCACCGCUGUGCGACGGGGAUACGUUGACUUCAGCAAACAACGUGUCGAACAAAUACUGCACAAAACCAAACGCGCCGGACACUCUGGUCCAGACUGCUUGUACGGAUACUUCGAUCAAUAUGACCUGGGUGAGUGGCUCUCCAGGCACCACUGGGUUCGACGUCUACAGCGGGGCUUUGUCUGCCUUCGUCGCAGACCAGACAUCUCCAUACGCUGAGGGCAGUCUGACUGCACACUCAAGUUACUCUUACUACGUCAAGGGAUACAAGAGCUGCACCGGAACACCGGCUGAGAAACUGUACGGGGAUGAUUCAGUUUCACACACUGUCUAUACAGCGCCUGGUGCUGCAACAAUCACUGUAGUCGAAAGUCUCGAAGAUUCAAUCAACAUCUCAUAUGCUUUGAGUCCAGACGUCGAUCCAGACAAAUGGAUGCUGACAUACCAGAAACUCGCGGGACCUCUCACUCCUGUGCCGGACAAGGUGGGAACGGACAAGCAGCACCUGUUCGCCACUCUGGACUCUUGUAGCCAAUAUACGAUCACAGUUGCGGGCAAGGAGGAGUCGGGAGACGUGGACUGCAUCGCCACCCCCACUUCUGAGAACCAUUUUACUGCUCCUAAAAUCAUAAAUGCUGCGGGAGUGUCUCAAUCAGCAGUGACUACUACUGGAUUCAAGAUCGGAACCCUCGAUACCACUGACUCUUCUGCUUGGCAGAGUGUGACUGCAACUGCCACCUCAAAUGACCCCGUCUGUACCCUUACAGAGACGGAAACAGUUGCCUACAGUGUGGGGGCUGAACUGACUUUUGCCUCUUUGCAACCAGGCUGUCCCUAUAAUAUAUCCUUUCAAUCUAGCUGUGGGACACACAAUUCAGCAUCCGCACCUCAAGCAAUUUACUGCACAAAACCAGCGACAGUGGUUAACUUUGCGGCGCAUAAUGUCACCAACGACUACAUAGUGCUAACUUGGGACGACAACUCUCCCGCACCCGACGCGUACAAGGUGAAACGGAGCACAGACGCAGGAUACACAGUGCACACAGACGUCUCCUCUCCCUUCCGAUUCCCUACCCUGGAUGACUCCACCGACUACACAUUUGAGAUCAUCGCCUGCAUCGACUGUGACGCCACCACAACCCCCGUGGGUCUGUGCAGUGUCGCCGCGACAACCGCAUCACAAACAGCGCCUGAGGACGCGGAUAUAUCUGUGACGGGACAGACUACCGCUACUAUAUCUCUCAAUCUGGACACAAAUCCAAGUGUUAGUCCAGUUGACACUUGGGUUGUUAGCUACACGGUGUCAGGAGGAGGGCCGAGCACCACAAGUUCUGUCACUGUCACAGGUAGCACUCCCGAUAGCACUAUAAUAUCCGGAUUGAGCCCGGGUACCCAGUACAACAUCACGGCAACACCCUACUUCGAUGGAGUGGCCGGCAACCCAGACACCAUCUACGGGCACUGCACCACUCCCGAUAACGUAGAUUUUACCGGUCUCAUGUGGAGUGACUUCCAAAAGACGACUCUCAACUUCUCCGGUCUUGCAGUGGUGGGAUCAUAUGACUACAUACAGGUAUCAGCAGCCUGUCCUCCCUCUCCCGCAGUGCUUCUUAAUCUGACAAAUCCGACAACCGAAGGACAACUCACUGGUUUGACCGAGGGCUGCAAACAUACUCUAAGCGCGACUGCCUACUGCGGGACCAGUGCUGGCACAGUUCAGACGGCCACAACGAAGGAACAGUGCACCCUGCCUGACCUGGUGAACAGCCACAACCUGCCAUUUGCAAACACUCCUUCCAGCUACGCUGUGGACACUCUGACAGUGGCCAACGGAGUCUACACCGAGAUAUACAUCACAGCUACCACCACACAGAACUACUGCAACAACCAAACUGUGACCAAAUCAACGACGAGUAACGCCGUAACCUACACGACCUUGAAAGCGGGCUGCAAGUACAAUUUCCAGGCCAAAGCCACCUGCACAGACGACUCCGCUACUCAACACGAGUCCGCAACCACCUACGACUUCGCACAAUGCCUCGCACCGGAUGUGACAACUGGCAGCGCCAGCAACCCGACGGUUGAUUCAGUCCGACUGACCUUGAACGUCAACACUGGAUCGGCCACCAAGUUCAACAUCACGUUCACUCCUGCAGACACUAACGGGGACACAGGGAUUCCAGACGUCAGCGCCUCCGUGCUUCCGGCCACAGUGACUUUGGGAAAUCUGACGUCGGGCACUAGCUAUACAGUGACAGUGACUGCGUACUGUGACGAUGUGCCCUCCACCUCGCCAGCUGUCUUUACGGCGGCACCAUUGAGCACGAAGACGUGUAACGAUGCAAUCAACACCUAUAGCGUGGCCCCGACUUCAGAGGAGUGCGACUUUGUCAACCAUUGUCCGGACGGUAGCGACGAGGCCGCGGGCUGCGGAGGAUGUGCGGUGGGAUCCUUCCGGUGUCAUAACAACACCCCGACUGCCGUGCCCACUCCCGCCGCUCCCUACUUCGCACUCUUCACGUCAACAGCAGGUUGCAUCCCAUCUAAUAAGGUGUGCGAUGGCAAUAAUGACUGUGGCGACUUCAGUGAUGAGGAAUAUUGUGCGACUACUUUGACAUCCAACACACAGUUCACAUGUGACGACAAUACUAUCUUGGAGACGAGUGGUGCUGGAUAUCAAGUUUGCAAUGGACUGAAUGACUGUCUGGGCUCUUCUUGGGUGGACGAAGGAGGCACCACUCACAAGGGCUACGAGGACGAGAUGGGCUGCUCGGGCUGUGCUGUGAACCAGUACGCAUGCAAAGAAGACGUCACUAAAUGUGUGGCCGACACAACUAUAUGCGAUGGUUCUAAUGACUGUGGAUUUUACGAAGAUGAAAUGGGAUGCAACGCAGGUACUUGUCCCAAAGACCAGUUCGAAUGUCCCUCUGACAGCUCAUGCUUGGCGGCAGGCGCCGGCGGCAAAGUUUGUGACGGAGUGAACGAUUGUGGCCGCCUGGAGGACGAGUUGAAUUGCAACCGACAGUGCUCUGACAACACUGGAAGUGUCUCAGACUUCUUCUGCUCCACUGCGCCGACUACUACCCACGCGGAUUCCAGGUGUGUCAGCAACAAUAGUGUUUGCGACGGAAUCAAUGACUGCCACCCAAGUUUCAAGUUCAAGGACGAAUUCGCAUGCGGCGGAUGUGCGGCGAAUGAGAUCAAAUGUCAGGGUGCAAUCAGGGCCGCCUCUGACAAUGGGGCGGGGUGUGUGUCGACAGUGUGCGAUGGGAACAACGACUGUGGAGACUGGCAGGAUGAGUGGAAUUGCCUUGCUGCAUGUCUGGAUGGCUUCGACUGUGCAGGAACAGGGGGUGGAGGCACCUGCAUCACCGACAAAACCCUCAUGUGCGAUGGGUACAACAGCUGCGGACCCACUGACAAGUACGCCGAUGAGAUCGGCUGCGGCACCAAUGAUGGCUGCCUUGCCACACAGUUCAAGUGCAGGACCACGACACCUGUGAAGUGCGUUGAUGCCGCGAAGCUGUGUGACGGCGUGAACGACUGCGGAGACUACUCGGACGAAGGAAACUGUAACGCAGCUUGUGUGACUACGCCUCAAUUAUACUUCUAUUGUCCGACGACGGCCACCUGUGUCCUGUUAUCGGACACUUGCGACUCAACGAACGACUGCGGGUUGUACGAGGACGAGAAGGGGUGCAGCCCUUGUGCGUCCAAUCAGAUCAAAUGUGGGGGUACUUCUUGUAUCUCGGACGCUCUUGUGUGUGACAAGAACAAUGAUUGCGGGGACACUUACAACUACGUGGACGAACAAGGAUGCGGACCUGGUCUGGCGACACCCUGUGUGGGAGCGAACUUCCUUUGUCCCGACAACACCACUUGUAUCCCGAUAGCAGACACGUGCGACGGAACAAAUGACUGUUUCGACCUUGGCGACGAACUGGCCUGCGGCCCCACCUGUUUCGCGGCUGGCUCCACUAAGUUCGAGUGCAACAACACCAACACCUGUCUCGACAGCACAGGUGCCACCGACAAAGUGUGUGACGGACAUAACGACUGCGGAGGAACUAAAUUCCUAGACGAGCUGGGAUGUGGCUGUUCACCUGACAAGGACGAGUUCAUGUGUUCCGGAUCUACAUGUAUUGCAGCAGCCAGGCUAUGCAACAACGAAAAUGACUGCGGAGACUACGGAGACGAAUUCAACUGUGCCGGCAACUGUGCCGGGAAUGAGUUCGAGUGUCUCAACUACGCGUCCUCCUCCAAGUGUGCCACCGAGGCAGAAAUAUGUGACGGCUUGAACGACUGUGGCGACUACUCGGACGAGUGGAACUGCGACGGAACAUGCACAUCCGACCCCACCGCCGGAAGCAAUGCGAAGAUGUUUGCUUGUGGGGGCACUGCUGCCUCGGCCUGCAUCACCUAUGCGAAGACAUGUGACGGGUACAACGACUGCGGACCCGCCGGAAACUACCGCGACGAGUUCAACUGUACGUGUGCACUAGCUGACCACUAAAUAUUUAAUGUUUUUUU